Scaptodrosophila lebanonensis is the source of this 729-nucleotide messenger RNA. RefSeq names its product ATP synthase subunit delta, mitochondrial (gene ATPsyndelta). NCBI's taxonomy places the organism in Eukaryota, Metazoa, Arthropoda, Insecta, Diptera, Drosophilidae. Gene Ontology annotation, biological process: proton motive force-driven ATP synthesis. The record is from RefSeq and is a predicted model, not a curated record. The transcript has 4 exons. Gene Ontology annotation, molecular function: proton-transporting ATP synthase activity, rotational mechanism. Bases 117 to 590 code for a protein of 157 amino acids.
CAAUAGUUCUGCCAGAGUAGACAUAUUUACGUAUCAGCGGUGCAGUCUAGGGGUUUUGGCAACGAAUCGCAGCGUAUUCUUUUUUUUCGCAACACUCCAAACAAAUUAAAAAGAACAUGUCGUUCGUAAAGAAUGCGCGUCUGCUGGCCUCACGCGGCUCCCGUCUGGCCAUGUCGCGUGCCUACUCCGACGAGAUGAAGCUGACCUUUGCUGCCGCCAACAAGACCUUCUACGAUUCUACCGUGGUGCGCCAAAUCGAUGUGCCCUCCUUCAGCGGAGCCUUCGGCAUAUUGGCCAAGCACGUGCCAACGUUGGCUGUGCUGAAGCCAGGCGUUGUGCAGGUGUACGAUAAUGAAGGCAAAGUGUCCAAGUUCUUCGUCUCCAGUGGAUCUGUGACUGUAAAUGAGGACUCCUCCGUGCAGGUGCUGGCGGAAGAGGCGCACAACGUUGAGGACAUUGAUGUCAACGAAGCCAGACAGCUGCUAUCCAAAUAUCAGUCUCAACUCAGCUCAGCUGCUGAUGAGAAAGGCAAGGCAGAGGCUGCCAUUGCUGUGGAAGUUGCGGAAGCGCUCGUCAAAGCUGCCGAAUAGAUUUUUGAAUAGAUCUUAAUUAACAACAAGAGAUGAGUUUUAAAUACCAACACACAUAAUACAAAAUAUGAUGAAGUGCCGCAUUUAAGCUGGCAGCAAAACUGUUAUGAAACAAUAAAUGAAAUUAAUAACAUCCCAA